Calliphora vicina (urban bluebottle blowfly) is the source of this 1110-nucleotide messenger RNA. It is a transcript of the gene obst-E, whose product is annotated as obstructor-E. The transcript has 2 exons. The coding region runs from base 167 to 916 and encodes 249 amino acids. Gene Ontology annotation, cellular component: extracellular region. The record is from RefSeq and is a predicted model, not a curated record. Lineage: Eukaryota; Metazoa; Arthropoda; Insecta; Diptera; Calliphoridae. Gene Ontology annotation, molecular function: chitin binding.
UCAGUUUUAUUCGUAAACUCGUCACAUAAACAACGUUUUUAAAAAAAGCGCUAGUUUAUUCAACAAAAAGUACCAAAGGAUAUUUAAGGAUUUAUUAUAUAUUUUUAGUUAUUUUUUUAAGAAAUAACUUUAGAAAAUAUAUUAACAAGAGUGAAAAAAAAUUAAAAUGGCAAAAAUUAUUAUUAGUGCUGUUGUGUGUUUAGCCAUGUUUGGCUCAAUGGCCUUGGCCGCCGGUCCUUGCCCCCAAGCUAAUGGCACUUAUCCUGUUUCCGGAUCUUGUGAUGAAUACAUUGAAUGUCGUAAUGGAGUGGCCACACAACAAGCGUGUCCCGAUGGUUUAUUGUACAAUGAAAAAUCAAGUGGUUAUCCCUGUGGCUAUCCCAUCGAAGUAGAGUGCUCUCAAGGCCAGGCCCGUUUGCAAUCAGCCCAAGCUACUGAGGAGUGCCCUCAUCAAUUUGGCUACUAUCGUAUGGGUGAUUCUAAGAACUGUGGUCAAUUCAAGAACUGUGCUUCUGGUCGUGGUUAUGUCCUCGAUUGUCCCGAUGGUUUGGCUUAUAACCCAGAGACCUACAGAUGUGACUGGCCCGAUCAGGUUGAAGAUUGUGAUGCUGAAGCUUUCUUGGGUUUCAAGUGUCCCGCUUUGCCAGCCAGAUCUGCUGAUUUGGGUGAACCCGAAGAAGAGUACAUAUUCUAUCCCAAUCCCAACAAUUGCCAACAAUACUACUUGUGCAUUGAAGGACGUCCCAGGCGUAUUUCCUGCGGCGAAGAUCAAGCUUUCAAUGAAGAAUUGAAACAAUGUGGCGAUAUUGAAGAAGUUAGCACCUGUAGUGCUGAUAUCAAGCAACGUGGUGUUGAGAUUAAGAAUGCCCGUUUGGCUUCUGCCCAAGCUAGAGCUGCCCAAAAGAAGCGUCUUUAAGUGAACACGGACAUUAAAAUAUAAAACUUUGUUGAUAUUUUUUUUUAUAUAAUAUUUUUCUAGUCCUUAGUGAAAAUGUGUAAUAAAUCUGUUUUUAUUUUGUAAAUAAAAAAAAUUGGCUCAAACGAAAAUGUAAAGAAACACGGGCAAUAAAUACAGUUUAAUAGAAAUAAACGAAAAAAUAAAUUAAAGAA